GGGAUUUUAAAGAAAUGUUCAAGUCCGUCCAUCCACUUAAAAUGACUUGGAAGCAGACAGCCUUAAACAGCUCCAGUAAAUCCAAGCCAGGAGCUGAGCAGAAAAGAGCUGAUGGGACCAACAUUCAAUAGCUGCUGACAUUGCACCAAGACUCAUAAACUACUAUUACAACUUCUACUUCUGCAGUAGUGGUACUGUGUCACUAGUUCCCUGUCAGGUUCGAUGGUAAGGACCCCAGAGCUAAUUCGCUGAAUAUUAGGGUGAAAACCACACAGCAUGUCGUGGCUAUUCUCUACAGUGAUGGCCCUACAGCUUGCUGCAGAAGCAGCAGAUGAAGCAGGUGCUGAGAACCCCACAGAUAUGGAGGCAGGGGUGGAGCCCCAGCCAUCGUGCCCAGCCGGGUGGCAUCAGAACGGGCAUCGAUGCUUCUCCUUCUACCCCGUCUGGGCCACCUGGGUCUCAGCUGAGUCCUACUGCUCCCAGCGUGGAGGGAACCUGGCAUCAGUUCACAGUCCAGAUCAACAGGUGUUCAUCCAGGACCUCGUCAGGAAACACACAGACCAACCCGUCUGGAUUGGAGGCUAUAACGUGGCUCAGGAGGGGGUGUGGCUCUGGAGUGAUGGUUCAGCAUUUGAGGAUUUCCCCAGGGAGGAGGAGCCCCGUUACUCUGGACACAAGAACUGUAUGGAACUACACACUGGAGGUGGGCGGGGCUGGAAUGACGCGUCUUGUGAAAAGCUGAGAUUCUAUGUGUGUUCGAUGAAGACUAGAUCUGAUGUAAGGGCACAGUCCAGUCAGAAGAGAAAACCCCAGAUUGAGUUGGCUGCAGGUUUGAGUGUGUAUGACCUCCUCUGGGAAAGCGGUGAGAGAGUAGCACAGGAGACCCUCUACUCUGCCUUCCUCAGGGGAAUGUAUUCCAGACGUCUGCCUCCGAAGAGCUACAUUGAUUUCUGCCACCAGGAGGCGCUAUAUCUGACCAGAGUCAUUUCCAUGCUGGAGAUGGUUAGAUCUGUGUGUGUGUGUGUGAGCCAGGAUCUGAUCAGAACAAUGCAGGGCCCGGAAGACAUCAAGCUGUUUCUUCAGGGAACACAUCAGCUCUACCAAGAUUCCCUAAAGGAGUACCAGAACCAAGUUCCACAGCGCCUGAACCUGUCCUCCAUCCAGACCUCUCCAGCCAUUCGUCAGUACCUGCAAAGUUUCCAUGAUGUGGUGAAUGAGGAGCCAAUCUACUGGGUGGUUUCUCUGCUGCCUAGAGCGAUGCUCAGACCAUACCUGGCAAAGCACCUCCCCCUGGGGGAGCAGACCAGACCAGGCUCCAGCCCCUGCCUCCUCCCCUGGCUAAGCCUCUUCCCGUGCCCCUGCUACCAGUUGCCCACUAAGUGGAAUGGAGAGGAUCACGCGGACCAGCAGAUAGGCAAGAUGCAGACAUAUAAGUCUCUUGUGGAGAAGUACCAGGCUGUGAUUGACAUCUACAAGGCUGUCAACAUCUUCAGAGUCAACAUGAUCAAUGAGAAGACGCUCUUCACCUCCAGCUGGUUUCCCACUGGUGACGAGGAAGCAGUAGAAGACCAAAACAGCCUUUUGCUGUCUGUAGAAUCUGGUCCGGACUUAACAGUAAGACUGUAGCAGAGCUGCUGUGGAAUGCAGGGAGCUGUUGAUGUGUGUAUUUUGUGUGUAGUUUUGUUUUACCGUUAAGAUUAGGACCUGAAGUCCUCUGCCCCCAUCAGGAACUUAUGUUGGUCCCAUGAUGACAAAGUUCUCUUUCAACUUAGGGGUUUAAGUUUAAGUCAAACUUUAUGUUAGAAUUUGUUUUCUGUUUAGGUGUGGGAAUUAUAGGUAGGUUUGGCAACAAAGUUUGACUAAUUUUAGGCAUAAGUAUAAGAUUAAUGUGGGAAUGAUAAUCAGACAUCCUUGCUUAAUAAGAAUACUUUAUGAACGAAACAUAUGUGGAAUUUACAGCCAUGUAUUCUCUGAAAUCCAGUUUGGAUAAUGCAAUUAUGUGGAAAAAUUGUAAAAAAAAAAAUCCUAAUACUGAAUAAAGAUCUCUAGGCAUAGCCUAUUUAAUGAA
Esox lucius (northern pike) is the source of this 2068-nucleotide messenger RNA. RefSeq lists its product as uncharacterized. The record is from RefSeq and is a predicted model, not a curated record. The transcript is spliced from 15 exons. The coding region runs from base 277 to 1626 and encodes 449 amino acids. NCBI's taxonomy places the organism in Eukaryota, Metazoa, Chordata, Actinopteri, Esociformes, Esocidae. Gene Ontology annotation, molecular function: signaling receptor activity.